Messenger RNA from Aplysia californica (California sea hare), 2710 nucleotides. RefSeq lists its product as uncharacterized. Gene Ontology annotation, biological process: proton transmembrane transport. NCBI's taxonomy places the organism in Eukaryota, Metazoa, Mollusca, Gastropoda, Aplysiida, Aplysiidae. Gene Ontology annotation, molecular function: proton channel activity. Gene Ontology annotation, cellular component: membrane. The record is from RefSeq and is a predicted model, not a curated record.
CGUUGUGUGGCUCCACGAGUGAGGGAAUAAGACACACAAUGAUGGUGUAGAAGACUGUGUGUUCACAAUUAAUGUCUAUGGUGUAAGGGAGAGAGUUAGAGGCUCUUUGCCGCCCUACCCUGAGGAUAUUAGAAACCAAAAGGUCCAACCUGAAAAGGGAGUCAAGUCUACCAACCUUACACCUGGCCCGGUUUGGUCUCGGCACUGGCACAGGAGAGGGGAAGUCAGGGAAGAAGUCAAUCAGCUUUUCCAACAUCGUCCACGUCGACGGAGUCGGACAAGAACCCCACCCCAACUGUGACCCGGACAAUGCUGCUGCAUUCAGAGGAGGCCACAGGGGACCAGAUCAGGCAGAGCCAGGCGAUAUUGUUUCAGGCUCUAGUAAGGUGGACGCAGUGACGUCACGUCGACAGGUAUAUGUGUGUGACCAAUGUGGAGACGCUCCCUGUCUCUGUGGUCAGGGCGGGUGGCUCAGACAAGGUGACAGGGAGGGUCAGUUGUCUACGUCCAGUGGCCAGGCCGAUCGCAGGGGAUCUCUCGCUGAUGAUCGGAGGGAUAUCAAUAGUAAGAUAAUGAGUGAUGAAACGGCGCCCACCGAGGGGGGCAAAACUGGGAGACCAGAGGCCGAGGAGUGCAGAAGGCGGAAAUCUGGGGACAAUUUCACGUCACUGAAACAUGCCCGGACUUCGUCAGAAACCAGCGCGUCAUCUGCAGGGGUCUCGAAAGAUGACGUCACGAGGUCCAAAAGUGGCGUGGACAGGGAAGAGUCUACGAUGUCAGACGACGUAUUCCGGCUAAAGGAGAUUUCUUGUAUGCUUCCCAAAGAGCUGAAGAACAGUCUCGUGGUGAUCCUGAGUGGCCUGUAUGGUCUGCUUCUCAUCGUUCUCGGCCUGGUCCUGCCAAUCACGGAGACAUUCGCAGACGCCAAUCAACCGUUUAUGUUUGAGGUGUACUAUCUGUACCUGUACGCGGUGAGCCUGGUGUUCUUGCUGUAUGUGUACAGCUACCUCCUGAGGAAGGAGGAGCUCAGCAUUCUCGGACUGCACAGAGCUCUGUCCAGAACAUUCUCCAGGACCUUCAGCAAAUCGUCGGCCAAAGUUGCCCCACCUACAGCAGGCCCCUGGAACAACCCCGGCGAGAGGAGCUGGCCCAACAUUGCCGCCUCCAGAGCGUCUCAGUCCCCCCACUCCCGCGCGGGCCAGGUGCCGCUACUAGUGCGUCAGAACAGUACCAUCAGCUGCACGUCUGUCCGGCACAGGCGGAGGAAGAUCGCCUUUAAUCCCAACAACGCUCACCACACAGGGAGCUUCUACCUCAGGGUCGGAGUUAUAGGAUUUGGCAUCGGCAGCAUGAUACACAGCGGCCUCACCUUCGGCCACUACUUUGAGAUCAACCACUUAGGAGACCCGUGUAGUGACGUCAUACAGGCCAUCAAGCCUUUCUUCCACUGCUGUUUUUCCUUCGUGCAGAUGUAUUUUGUCUUCAUGAACUCGAAGAUCACCACCUGGGCUCCCUGCCAGAGCUCAACUGUCACUGGGACGCCAUGAUGGGCAAAGUAGUGGAGAAAGCCUCUGUCUACCUGUAUCCGUGCACCAUCGAGUACAGCCUCGUCUGUGCUUGCGUGCUGUACGUGAUGUGGUCAAACGUCGGAGAGGGACAUGUCGGGGACAACAGCAGCGGGGACCCACGGCUGGCCAAGAGGAAGCAGCCCAUCAUCGAGUCCGCCUCGGAGUAUGACGACGAUGAUGACGACGACGACGAUGCCAACAUGGAGGCGAGGGAAAAGACCCAGAAGAUGAGUGUGGAUUGUGCAGGCUCCAGUCAAGGCCUGUUCAUGGGCAUCUUCGUGUUCGUGGGCUCUGUGGUCUGCCUCGUCUGCUUCUAUGUCCUGAUCGGCACGGAGAAACACAUGACCACAGGCUCUCUGCUAGGCUUGGGACUGUAUGGUAUGUUCAGCAUCGUCGCCUCCAUCUUUUAUCUGGACACGCUGGACGGAGGGCUUACCAUCAUCACCAACCUGUUCAUGUUGGUCCAGGCAGGGGCUCAGGCUACCUUCACACUGGCCGCUCUUAGGGUGUCCGCUGUGGACAGUACCCAGGUUUCAUUCCAUGGUGUCAUUGUCAACGGUAUGGAAGAACGCGUGGAAGAUGAAGCACGUACAGAACAAGGCACACUUGACGAGACACACAACCUUGUAGCACAGAUAGAGGGGUUACAAAAAUAUUUAUAUGUUAAGACAAACUGGUACAAGUUAUUGUGCAAAAGAUGGAGAGUCCUUGUUCGAUAGUUUAUUUAGUUUUAGUAAGUGUUUUACAACCAGAUUGACUACAUCAUGGUGAAAAAGCGCUUCCAGUCCAGUGUCAAAAUUGGAAAAACACGAACAUUCCCAGGAGCAGACGUUGGAAGCGACCACGACCUUGUGAUGAUGACCUUUCGCCUCCACCUGAAGAGGGUUAAAAAGCAAGGAAACACAAAGAUGAAGUUUGAUUUCGAAAAACGAAAGGACCCAGAAGUAGCAGAAGCCUUCCAAGCCAUGAUAGGAGGAAAGUUUGCACCCCUCACUGUCGCUGGUAACAACAAUGACACAGACACGGACACGUGGAUCAACACCUUCAAUACAGCAGUGACUGACACAGCCAGUCAGAUUCUCGGAAAACACCGACGAGUCAAUAAGCCCUGGGUCACAACUGACAUCCUUAACCUGUGUGAC